This is a messenger RNA of Chaetomium globosum CBS 148.51, 591 nucleotides long. RefSeq lists its product as uncharacterized. The transcript has 2 exons. The coding region runs from base 1 to 591 and encodes 196 amino acids. The record is from RefSeq and is a predicted model, not a curated record. Gene Ontology annotation, biological process: iron-sulfur cluster assembly. NCBI's taxonomy places the organism in Eukaryota, Fungi, Ascomycota, Sordariomycetes, Sordariales, Chaetomiaceae.
AUGGAGAGAGAUCUCGAGAACGCCAACCCCACUAUCCUGAAUGUGUCACAGCUGCCCAGCAGACAGCGGAAGGGGCCUGUGACGAGGCACGGCCCGGAUUCCAAGUGUGACAGCAUCGUCUUCCCCCAACACCCCUGGCCAUUCGGCUCGACUUCAUCAUCGGACGAAGGAGACGAUGACGGCGAAGAUCAUGUGGAUGCGCAAGAUAUCUACGACCUCAUAUCCACCAUCUCGGACCCUGAGCACCCGCAUACAUUGGGACAGCUGUCUGUUGUGAGGCUCCCAGACAUCCACCUGGACCCCUCCCCCGCCGUGCUGCCAGACCCAGAUUCUCUCGUCACCGUUUUGGUUGAGCUCACCCCCACCAUCAACCACUGCUCCUUAGCAACCGUCAUCGGUCUCGCCGUACGGUGUCGGCUAGAGCAGACACUGCCGCCCAACUACCGGGUUGACGUCAGGAUGAAGGACGGGUCACAUGCCCAAGACGACCAAGUCAACAAGCAGUUGGGUGACAAGGAAAGAGUCGCAGCCGCAUUGGAAAACGACACGCUACAGCGCAUGGUGGAUAAAAUGCUUGAGACAUGUGCAUGA